GCUACACAGAAUUCCUCACACGCUACACAAAAAAUAAAAACCGAGCCGUGUGUUUUUUGAAAAACACAGAGCCGAGAAAAAAAAAAAAAAAAAAUCAAAAAUGGCAGAUUUAGAAGCGUCGGAGGCGAUGCCUAAGGUAAUAAGCUUCCUCUCCUCUCUUCUUCAACGAGUGGCAGAGUCUAACGAUCUUAGGAGUCAAUUAUACCCGCAGAGGAUAUCUGUUUUUCAUGGCUUAACCAGGCCUAACAUAUCCAUUCAAACCUAUCUCGAGAGAAUCUUCAAAUAUGCCAAUUGUAGUCCGUCUUGCUUUGUGGUUGCUUAUGUGUAUCUCGAUCGCUUUGCCCAGAGACAGCCUUCUCUUCCUAUCAAUUCUUUCAAUGUUCAUAGACUGCUUAUUACCAGUGUCUUGGUUUCUGCCAAGUUCAUGGAUGAUAUAUAUUACAAUAAUGCCUACUAUGCUAAAGUUGGAGGGAUCAGCACAGCAGAAAUGAAUGUUCUUGAAGUGGAUUUCUUGUUUGGUUUAGGGUUUCAAUUAAACGUGGCACCCACUACUUUCCACACUUAUUGCUCUUACCUUCAAAGAGAAAUGUUGAUGCAAUCUCCUGUUCAAUUAGUAGAACCUCCUCUAAAUAUGACAAUUAGACCACUAAAAAUCCAUUGUUGUUUUAAUGAUGAUGAGUCCUCCCAUCAGAAGCAACUUGCUGUUUAGUUAAUUAUGCCUUUUUUAGGAUAAUUAGGAAAGAUGGAUUACUGAUUUCUGUGUAAGUAGAUUUUUCAGCAUUAGAUCUCUUGCUGGCUCUUGUAUUGAAUCUGAAUCUUGUGGAAUUUAGGGUAUUUUUUCCACUUGAAAUUCUGCUUUGACAUCUAGUCAAAGUUCUCCUUUUGGCUUUCCAUGAUUUCAGCCAAUGUUCUUUUUUAAA
Jatropha curcas is the source of this 920-nucleotide messenger RNA. RefSeq names its product cyclin-U4-1. The record is from RefSeq and is a predicted model, not a curated record. Gene Ontology annotation, biological process: regulation of cyclin-dependent protein serine/threonine kinase activity. Gene Ontology annotation, molecular function: protein kinase binding. Lineage: Eukaryota; Viridiplantae; Streptophyta; Magnoliopsida; Malpighiales; Euphorbiaceae.